UAUUGAGAUCGCCUUCUGGACUAACGGUGAGGAAUCUUCUAUUUGUCCCCAUGGCAAAGAAACUCAGCCAAGAAAAGUAAGCCCUGGUUUCCACGUCCAGGAUCUAGGAGAAAGAGAAAACCAGGUGGUGAAUCUAAAAGAUAUUCCUGUACUCUCUUCUUUCAGUUUCCCUGUUUGAUUUCCAUGGGAAUCUGUGUCUGGGGAAAAUCUGGCAAAUGUCAGGUCGGUGUUUGUUUCGCGUCCUCUUGUUUCCUUGUGCCAUGGAGAGACGUGGAAGGAUGUAGAAAAUAGAGGAAAACAAGUGUGAGAUUUAUGCUGCUUGAGUUCAAAUUAAAUUCUAGAGGAACUUAAUCAUUUCUGACAGGAGCUUUUUAGACAAAAGUAAGGAAAGAGCUCAUUUGAAGGUCAGCAAGCCAGGGUCUAUUACUCAACACACGUGUUUCCAAGUGCUGUUUUUCUCUCUCAGCUGGGUACCAAGUUGAGGUUCUGAGCUGAUGCCAUUCUGCUAAUGGCUACAUUGUGUCAUUUGUUUUCCUUACAGAGAGCCUCAGAGAAGACCUCAAAGUCUGAGGGGAAGCGACCUUUCAUGGAAUACCUCCUGCUAUGUGUUUUUGUCUUGCUAACCUCCACUAACUGAAACGCUGGCCCUGGGUCUGCAGAAAGCCAUCGGAUCACCCAACUCCUCAUCAUGCAUCAACUGUUCAGACUGGUUUUGGGGCAAAAAGAUCUUUCACGAGCCGGGGAUCUCUUCUCCUUGGAUGACUCCGAGAUUGAGGACAGCCUGACAGAAGCUUUGGAGCAAAUUAAAAUAAUUAGCUCAUCUUCAGAUUACCAAACCAACAACAAUGACCAGGCAGUGGUUGAAAUCUGUAUCACGCGAAUCACAACAGCCAUCAGAGAGACCAAGUCAAUUGAAAAGCAUGCAAAGGCCCUUGUGGCGCUGUGGGACUCCUGCUUGGAACACAAUCUGAGACCCUCUAGGAAAGAUGAAGACACUCCCCAUGCAAAAAUCGCAUCUGAUAUCACGAGUUGCAUUUUACAGAAUUACAACCAGCCCCCUGUGAUGGCAUUGGCCAUCCCCAUUGCAGUGAAAUUCCUCCACAGAGGCAACAAGGAACUGUGCAGAAACAUGUCUAACUACCUGUCCCUGGCUGCAAUUACCAAGGCGGAUCUCCUGGCUGAUCACACGGAGGCCAUAGUGAAGAGCAUACUCCAAGGGAACUCGAUGUUGCUGCGAGUGCUACCUGCGGUGUAUGAAAAGCAGCCUCAGACCAUUAACACACACCUGACGGAGCUCCUAGCCCUGAUGUCUCGGCUGGAACAGCCGGAGCAGUACCACCUUCUGCAGCUUUUGCAUGUAGCAGCAAAAAGAAAACCACCAGAGAUGGUUCAGAAGUGUAUUCCUUUCCUAAUUGGGCAUUUGAAGGAUUCAACCCAUACUGACGUCAUCCUAAACAUCCUCGUAGAGAUAGCAGCCUACGAACCUAUAGCUUUGAACAGUUUCCUUCCAAUGCUGAAAGAGAUUGGUGAGCGGUUCCCCUACCUCAUCGGACAAAUGGCGAGGAUCUAUGGAGCUGUUGGACAUGUCGAUGAAGAAAGAGCCAGGAGCUGCCUGAUGUACCUGGUGAGCCAGCUGGCCAACAUGGAGCACUCAUUUCACCAUGUUCUCCUGCUGGAGAUUAAAAGCAUCACGGAUGCCUUCUCUUCCAUCCUGGGCCCUCAGAGCAGAGACACCUUCCGUAUGAGCAACAGCUUCACGACCAUCGCCAAGCUCCUCACCCAACAGCUGGACAACGCCAAGGCCAGAGGUGGCAGGAGAAAAACCAGUGCUGAAAUGGAAUCUCCCAAGACGCUGGAAGAAACCAAGCUUGCUGUAGAUCAAAACGAGGACCAUGAGAAACUCCAAGUGAAAAUACAGGCAUUUGAAGACAAAGUCAGUGCUGAGAGCAGUACCCCUGGCUCUAUCAGAAGAUACAGUUUGGGCCAAGUUUCUAAGGAAGAAAGAAAAGACGUUAGAUUUAACAGGUCAAAAAGUUUGGCUUUGCACACGGUGCUAAUGAACGGUGUGAGUUCAAAUGACGGGGAAGAUGUGGAGAACGGAGAUAGACCAGCCGGCAUCUCUCUUUCAGAAAUAGACCCACUUAGCCAAGAAAAUGACAAGUCGCCCUGUAAGGCAGACACUGAGAGAUCACAGCUGGGAAAUUUUUCAGCUUUGCACCCAAGUAUUAUACAUAUAGAAUCAGAGAAUUUGCCAGAAACAGUUAAGGAAAGCUUUCAGGAGGGAACUGCAGGGACAGCCGCAAGUCCUAUAGGAUACCAAGAUAAGCUGUACUUGCACUUAAAGGAAAACCUCAGUCAGGUGAAAGCCUACGCCGUGGAAAUCGGGAAGAAGAUUCCAGUCCCUGAUCAGUGUACCAUCGAAGGUACUGUUAGAAGUUGUGUAGCCAAGUUGUUCUUCACCUGUUCCCUGAAGGGCCACUACUGCCUAUACAGUAAAUCCAGGUUUGUUCUCAUCAGCCAAGAACCUCAGCCGUGGAUCCAGAUCAUGUUUCUCUCUCAGCAGAGCCUGUUUCCAGAGCCCCUGUCCACGCAGAGUCAUUCUGUGCGAUUCCUCAGAGCUCUGUGGGAGAAGACCCAAGCAGAGGGUGCCCGCAGCUUUGAAACGGCGAUGAUAGAGUCCGUGUUUCCACAUCAGAAGGAUCUGGACCAGGUACAGCUCCAUCUGGAGGAAGUCAGAUUCUUUGACGUGUUUGGCUUCAGCGAAGAGGCAGGAGCAUGGCAGUGCUUCAUGUGCAACAACCCCGAAAAAGCAACCGUCGUUAAUCAAGAUGGCCAGCCUCUCAUGGAAGGAAAACUUAAAGAGAAGCAAGUCAGAUGGAAGUUGAUCAAAAGGUGGAAAACCCGCUAUUUUACCCUGGCCGGAAGUCAACUUCUGUUUCAAAAAGGGAAAUCUAAAGAUGAUCCUGAUGACUGCCCGAUAGAACUCAGCAAGGUGCAGAGCGUGAAAGUUGUGGCCAAGAAGCGCAGAGACCGCUCUCUCCCUCGGGCCUUCGAAAUCUUCACAGACAAUAAAACCUAUGUUUUCAAGGCCAAGGAUGAGAAGAAUGCAGAAGAGUGGCUCCAGUGCAUCAAUGUGGCAGUUGCCCAAGCAAAAGAGAGAGAAAGUAGAGAAGUAACCACAUACCUGUAGAAUUUGCAAGUCCAGCUAACACCGAUUAUACACAAUGGGAUUGGAUUAUUUUUCCAAAUGUCAAUAAACUCACCAAACUAUUUUUCCCCCUACAUGCCAGUGGAGCAGUUGUCCUUGAGAAGCAGAACUCGUAGUAAACUUCAAACCUUAACAGCUUUUUUUCAUUAACUCCAGAGCAUGUAUCUCUCUGAUGCAUAUAAGAAAAAGGGCUACAGAGCACACCCUGUUCUGGUGUGGAACCAGGAGGGGAAAAGUCAUCGAAAUGGGAACUUCUGUAUUUAUGUUGAUAUAAAAUUGUAGGAAAACUACUUUAA
Molecule: messenger RNA, 3504 nt
Organism: Loxodonta africana (African savanna elephant)
Lineage: Eukaryota; Metazoa; Chordata; Mammalia; Proboscidea; Elephantidae
Gene: VEPH1
Product: ventricular zone expressed PH domain containing 1
Exons: 13
Coding region: 689-3190 (833 amino acids)
Biological process (GO): regulation of signal transduction
Cellular component (GO): plasma membrane
Molecular function (GO): phosphatidylinositol-5-phosphate binding
Source: RefSeq, a predicted model, not a curated record